UUUUUUUUUUUAUCAUUAUGCCUAUUUUUGGUCGUACGACUCGAUUGUUCUUCCGAGGUAGCAUAGUAGCUCUCCAGUUUGGUUGUUUUGUCCAUCUUUUCAAUCAACAUGUAGCAGAAUUGACUUUUUGUGUAGGUCCAUCCAUGUUACCAACUUUCAAUAUGACGGGGGAUAUUAUGCUUAUAGAACAUAUUUCACAACGCUUCAAAUCCUUGCAAACUGGAGACGUGAUCGUUUGCAUUUCACCUUCUGUCCCUGGUCGUGCCGUUCUCAAGCGUAUCAUUGGCAUGCCUGGCGAUAAUAUUUGUGUAGAUCCUACAGCACCAGAUCGGAAAUUUCUUGAUGUCCCUGAAGGACAUGUAUGGAUUGGUGGAGAUAAUCUCAGCAACUCAACGGAUUCUAGAGAAUAUGGACCAGUGGCUAUGGGCUUGAUACGUGGAAAAGUCAUUGCAAGAGCUUGGCCUGAAUUCAAUUGGAUACGCAACGGUCUUAUACCAAUUGAUACAAAAGAUAAUUGAUAGAUGUUAUUUUUUUUUUUUUU
Molecule: messenger RNA, 541 nt
Organism: Halteromyces radiatus
Lineage: Eukaryota; Fungi; Mucoromycota; Mucoromycetes; Mucorales; Cunninghamellaceae
Product: mitochondrial inner membrane peptidase complex catalytic subunit
Exons: 5
Coding region: 18-518 (166 amino acids)
Cellular component (GO): membrane; mitochondrial inner membrane peptidase complex
Molecular function (GO): serine-type endopeptidase activity
Source: RefSeq, a predicted model, not a curated record